Messenger RNA from Loxodonta africana (African savanna elephant), 4760 nucleotides. It is a transcript of the gene EDC4, whose product is annotated as enhancer of mRNA decapping 4. Gene Ontology annotation, molecular function: protein binding. The transcript is spliced from 29 exons. Gene Ontology annotation, cellular component: P-body. Gene Ontology annotation, biological process: deadenylation-independent decapping of nuclear-transcribed mRNA. NCBI's taxonomy places the organism in Eukaryota, Metazoa, Chordata, Mammalia, Proboscidea, Elephantidae. The coding region runs from base 159 to 4451 and encodes 1430 amino acids. The record is from RefSeq and is a predicted model, not a curated record.
GGUUGGCGGGGCUCAGGGGCGCGGAGCGGGCGGCCGUUUGCGGGCUGCGUGGACUGAGUGUAGUGACCGGUGUCCCGUCGUCUGACCCUGACGCCGUGGGGCGGUGCGUGGAGGCCGGGGAAGGAACCAGCGCGGGCGCAGCGCCCGUGGCAGGGCCUAUGGCCUCCUGCGCGAGCAUCGACAUCGAGGACGCCACGCAGCACCUGCGGGACAUUCUCAAGCUGGACCGGCCCGCAGGGGGCUCCAGUGCAGAGAGCCAGCGGCCAUCUAACACCUACAAUGGGGAUCUCAACGGGCUCCUGGUUCCAGACCCACUCAGCUCAGGUGAUGGUACCUCGACAGGCAAGCCUGGUCUCCGAGCCAUGCCACCCAUUAACCUGCAGGAGAAGCAGGUCAUUUGCCUCUCGGGAGACGACAGUUCCACUUGCAUUGGAAUUUUGGCCAAGGAGGUGGAGAUUGUGGCCAGCAGUGACUCAAGCAUUUCAAGCAAGGCGCGGGGGAGCAACAAGGUAAAAAUCCAACCCGUAGCCAAAUAUGACUGGGAGCAGAAAUACUACUAUGGCAACCUGAUUGCUGUGUCCAACUCCUUCUUGGCCUAUGCCAUUCGGGCUGCCAACAAUGGCUCAGCAAUGGUGCGGGUGAUAAGUGUUAGCACAUCGGAGCGGACCCUGCUCAAGGGCUUCACAGGCAGCGUGGCCGAUCUAGCCUUUGCACACCUCAACUCUCCACAGCUGGCCUGCCUGGAUGAGGCAGGCAACCUGUUCGUGUGGCGCUUGGCUCUGGUUAACAGCAAAAUUCAAGAAGAGAUCUUGGUCCACAUCCGGCAGCCAGAGGGCACACCGCUGAACCACUUCCGCAGGAUCAUCUGGUGCCCUUUCAUCCCUGAGGAGAGCGAAGACUGUGGCGAAGAGGGCAGCCCAACAGUGGCCCUGCUGCAUGAGGACCGGGCUGAGGUGUGGGAUCUGGACAUGCUCCGCUCCAGCCACAGCACCUGGCCUGUGGAUGUCAGCCAAAUCAAGCAGGGUUUCAUCGUGGUGAAGGGCCACAGCACGUGCCUGAGUGAAGGGGCUCUCUCCCCGGAUGGGACUGUACUGGCUACUGCCAGCCACGAUGGCUACGUCAAGUUCUGGCAGAUCUACAUUGAGGGGCAGGACGAGCCAAGGUGUCUGCAUGAGUGGAAGCCUCACGAUGGGCGCCCCCUCUCCUGCCUCCUGUUUUGUGACAACCACAAGAAGCAGGAUCCUGAGGUUCCUUUCUGGAGGUUCCUCAUUACUGGUGCUGAUCAGAAUCGGGAGCUAAAGAUGUGGUGCACGGUGUCCUGGACCUGCCUGCAGACCAUUCGCUUCUCUCCAGAUAUCUUCAGUUCAGUGAGUGUGCCUCCUAGCCUCAAGGUUUGCUUGGACCUCUCAGCAGAGUACCUGAUUCUCAGUGAUGUGCAACGGAAGGUUCUCUACGUGAUGGAGCUGUUGCAGAACCAGGAGGAGGGCCACGCCUGCUUCAGCUCCAUCUCUGAGUUCCUGCUCACCCACCCGGUGCUGAGCUUUGGUAUCCAGGUUGUGAGUCGGUGUCGGCUGCGGCACACUGAGGUCCUGCCUGCCGAGGAGGAGAACGACAGCCUGGGGGCUGAUGGUUCUCAUGGAAUUGGUACUGUGGAGUCUGCGGCCGGUGUGCUCAUCAAGCUCUUUUGUGUGCAUACCAAGGCACUGCAAGAUGUGCAGAUCCGCUUUCAGCCACAGCUGAACCCUGAUGUGGUAGCCCCACUCCCUACCCACGCCACCCAUGAGGACUUUGCUUUACCCCCAGCAUUUGGAGAGUCUCGACCUGAGCUGGGCCCCGAAGGCCUGGGGUCAGCCUCCCACGGCUCCCAACCUGACCUUCGCCGCAUCAUGGAGCUGCCUGCACCUGCUGACUUCCUUAGCCUGAGCAGUGAGAUGAAGCCCAAGCUUAUGACUCCUGAUGCCUUCAUGACAUCCAGCGCCUCCCUGCAGCAGAUCGCUACAUCCCCUAGUAGCAGCAGCGGCAGCAGCGGCAGCGGCUCUCUUACAGUUGUGUCUGCCAUGAGCAGCACCUCAGCCGUGGACCCCGCCUUGCCCAGGCCACCCGAGGAGCUGACCUUGAGCCCCAAGCUGCAAUUGGACAGCAGCCUGACAAUCAGCAGCAGCGGCUUGCAGGCAAGCUCACGUAGCCUCCUGCCUGGCCUGCUCCCAGGCCCAGCGGACAAGCUGACGACCAAGGGGCCUGUGCAGGUGCCCACUGCUGCCUCUGCACUGUCACUGGAGCUGCAGGAGGUGGAGCCCCUGGGGCUGCCCCAGGCCUCCCCUAGCCGGACCCGCUCCCCUGACGUUAUCUCCUCAGCCUCCACUGCCCUAUCCCAGGACAUCCCCGAGAUUGCGUCUGAGGCCCUGUCCCGUGGCUUUGGCUCCUCUGCUCCUGAGGGCCUUGAGCCAGACAGUAUGGCCUCAGCUGCCUCGGCACUACACCUGCUGUCUCCACGGCCCCGGCCAGGGUCCGAACUGGGCCCGCAGCUUGGCCUGGAUGGAGGCACUGGGGAUGGUGAUCUACAUAGUACCCCUUCCCUCCUGGAGGCAGCCUUGACCCAAGAGGCUACAGCCCCUGAUAGUCAGGUCUGGCCUACAGCACCCGAUAUUACUCGUGAAACCUGCAGCAGCCUAGCAGAGAGCCCCAGAAAUGGCCUCCAGGAAAAGCAUAAGAGCCUAGCCUUCCACCGGCCACCUUAUCACCUGCUGCAGCAACAUGACAGCCAGGAUGCCAGUGCCGAGCAAAGUGACCAUGACGACGAAGUGGCAAGUCUUGCCUCUGCCUCAGGGGGCUUUGGCACCAAAGUUCCCACUCCACGGCUGCCUGCCAAGGACUGGAAGACCAAGGGUUCCCCUCGGGCAUCACCCAAGCUCAAGAGGAAGGGCAAGAAGGACGAUGGGGAUUCAGCUGUGGGGUCCCGGCUUACGGAGCGCCAGGUGGCAGAGCCCUCUGAGGACUGGCCAGCAAUAAUUUGGCAACAGCAGAGAGAGCUGGCAGAGCUGCGGCACAGCCAGGAAGAGCUGCUGCAGCGCCUGUGCACCCAACUUGAAGGCCUACAGAGCACCGUCACAGGCCACGUAGAACGUGCCCUAGAGACACGGCACGAGCAGGAGCAGCGGCGGUUAGAGCGGGCACUGGCUGAGGGACAGCAGCGGGGUGGGCAGCUUCAAGAGCAGCUGACGCAGCAGCUGUCCCAGGCACUGUCUUCAGCUGUGGCUGGGCGGCUGGAGCGCAGCAUACGGGACGAGAUCAAGAAGACGGUGCCUCCAUGUGUCUCCAGGAGCCUGGAGCCUGUGGCAGGCCAACUGAGCAACUCAGUGGCCACCAAGCUUACAGCGGUGGAGGGCACCAUGAAAGAGAACAUUUCCAAACUGCUCAAGUCCAAGAACUUGACAGAUGCCAUCGCCCGAGCAGCUGCAGACACAUUACAAGGGCCAAUGCAGGCCGCCUACCGUGAAGCCUUCCAGAGCGUGGUGCUGCCUGCUUUCGAGAAGAGCUGCCAGGCCAUGUUCCAGCAGAUCAAUGAUAGCUUUCGGCUGGGCACACAGGAAUACUUGCAGCAGCUAGAGAGCCACAUGAAGAGUCGGAAGGUGCGGGAACAGGAGGCACGGGAGCCUGUGCUAGCCCAGCUACGGGGCCUGGUCAGCACACUUCAGGGUGCCACUGACCAGAUGGCGGCCACUGUGUCCAGCAGCGUUCGGGCUGAGGUGCAGCACCAGCUGCACGUGGCUGUCAGCAGCCUGCAGGAAUCCAUUUUAGCCCAGGUACAGCGCAUUGUAAAGGGUGAGGUGAGUGUGGCACUCAAGGAGCAACAGGCUGCUGUCACCUCUAGCAUCAUGCAGGCCAUGCGCUCAGCUGCAGGCACACCAGUCCCUGCUGCCCACCUCGACUGCCAGGCCCAGCAAGCCCACAUCCUGCAGCUGCUGCAGCAGGGCCAUCUCAAUCAGGCCUUCCAGCAGGCCCUGACAGCUGCUGACUUGAACCUGGUGCUGUAUGUGUGUGAAACUGUGGACCCAGCCCAGGUUUUUGGGCAGCCACCCUGCCCGCUCUCCCAGCCUGUGCUCCUCUCCCUCAUCCAGCAGCUGGCCUCUGACCUUGGCACUCGAACUGACCUCAAGCUCAGGCUUGAAGGUCUUCCUGUACAACAGUCCUUCUGGGCCUUGGUGCCACCAGGGGGCGCUCCUGUCUGCUGUAGCCUCUCCCUUUUCCCCAUCCCCAGCUACCUGGAGGAGGCUGUGAUGCACUUGGACCACAGUGACCCCAUCACUCGGGACCACAUGGGCUCCGUCAUGGCCCAGGUGCGCCAGAAGCUCUUCCAGUUCCUGCAGGCCGAGCCACACAACUCACUUGGCAAAGCAGCCCGGCGUCUCAGCCUCAUGCUGCAUGGCCUUGUGGCACCCAGCCUCCCUUAGCAACCAAGUCUACCUUGCCUAGGGGUGGGGUGGCGCCGAAGGCCAGCAGACAGGUCUAGGCAUGGUCAUGUCCGCCCUUACCUGCUCAGGCCCCGUUUCUGGGUAUGGGGGUGGGGACAGGGCACUGGCUUGGUUUACAGGUUGUGGUAGCGGGCAGGCUUAGGUUGGGCCCAGGACAGGUAUUAUGCCUUCUUGGGCUCUGCCGUGCUUGGAACAGGACCCCAAGAUGUUGACACCACUUGAGUUGAAUUUUCCACGUUCCUUUUUACCUCUGAUUUGGAUCUUUCUGUUUUUGAAAACAUGGAGAAA